Messenger RNA from Pyrus x bretschneideri (Chinese white pear), 1728 nucleotides. Its product is annotated as bifunctional aspartate aminotransferase and glutamate/aspartate-prephenate aminotransferase-like. NCBI's taxonomy places the organism in Eukaryota, Viridiplantae, Streptophyta, Magnoliopsida, Rosales, Rosaceae. Gene Ontology annotation, biological process: biosynthetic process. The transcript is spliced from 9 exons. Bases 76 to 1533 code for a protein of 485 amino acids. The record is from RefSeq and is a predicted model, not a curated record. Gene Ontology annotation, molecular function: catalytic activity; pyridoxal phosphate binding.
GAUGACAAAAACUACCAAAAUCCAAUUUGGAGGAGGAAUCCAAUUCCAACAACACCACCUCCUCCCCAAGCCCCAAUGGCCGCCUUUUCCCUCCAAACCUCCUCCUCCUCCUCCUCCGGCAUUGCCCGUCUCAGUUUCGAAACCCGCAUCCCCGGAUCCAAUUUGGGUGCAGACCCGAAAUCCGUUUAUUUUCCUUGUCAGCCUCGUGUGCUUCCUCUUAAGCAUCGCUGCAACAGUCAGAGUAAAUCAAGAGGAGGAGUGGUGAUGGCAGCGGCAGCGAGUGGGAAUGACCAGAGCCAAGUGGAAGUUGACGUUUCUCUGAGCCCACGAGUCAACUCCGUCAAGCCUUCCAAGACUGUUGCCAUUACUGACCAGGCCACGGCUCUCGUGCAAGCCGGAGUGCCCGUCAUUCGAUUGGCUGCCGGUGAACCUGAUUUCGAUACCCCUUCCGUCAUAGCUGAGGCCGGUAUUAAUGCGAUUCGUGAAGGAUUCACGAGGUACACACCAAAUGCAGGAACUUUGGAGCUGCGCCAAGCAAUUUGUCAUAAGCUCAAAGAGGAGAAUGGGAUAACUUACACACCGGAUCAGAUCCUAGUUAGCAAUGGAGCCAAGCAGAGCAUCGUUCAAGCUGUGCUUGCAGUUUGUUCCCCAGGAGACGAGGUUAUAAUUCCAGCUCCAUUUUGGGUGAGUUACACUGAAAUGGCAGGGCUGGCUGAUGCAACUCCUGUGAUUCUUCCAACGAGCAUCUCCAAUGAUUUUCUCUUGGAUCCAAAACUUCUCGAAUCCAAACUCACGGAGAAGUCAAGACUGUUGAUUCUUUGUUCUCCAUCCAACCCCACAGGGUCUGUUUACCCCAAGAGUUUGCUUCAAGAGAUUGCUAAGAUUGUAGCAAAGCAUCCCAGGCUUUUGGUUAUUUCUGAUGAAACAUAUGAACACAUAAUUUUCGCACCGGCAACUCACACAAGCUUUGCAUCCUUGCCAGGCAUGUGGGAGAGGACUCUGACAGUCAAUGGCUUUUCCAAGGCUUUUGCAAUGACUGGUUGGCGACUUGGAUAUAUUGCCGGGCCUAAACACUUUGUUACGGCAUGUGGAACGCUCCAGAGUCAGUUCACCUCAGGUGCCAGUAGUAUAUCACAGAAAGCAGGAGUUGCCGCCUUAGGUCUCGGUUAUGCUGGUGGAGAGGCAGUUGCUACUAUGGUUAAAGCAUUCAGGGAGCGACGGGAUUUCAUGGUCAAAAGCUUUGGCGAACUUUCAGGCGUCAGGAUUUCAGAACCCAGGGGAGCUUUCUAUCUCUUCAUAAAUUUCAGUGCUUACUAUGGAAUGGAGGCUAAAGGAUUUGGUAAAAUUGAGAAUUCAGAGUCCUUAUGCCGUUACCUACUUGACAAGGGCCAGGUUGCGCUAGUACCAGGAGAUGCGUUUGGAGAUGAUACGUGCAUACGAAUCUCCUAUGCAGCAUCCCUUCCCACCCUACAGGCAGCUGUGGAGAGAAUUAAGAAAGCACUUGUUGAACUAAAGCCCUCAGUCGGUGUUUAACGAAAACUAAAAUGUUUCCGGUAUUGCCACUGUUCUACAUGUUGUAACUCUGUAUUCUACUAUCUGUUUCGAAGUUAUGCAUAAGUUGGUCACGUCGGGGACGUCUAAAAUAAUUCUUCCGGCGUUGUAUUUAAUAGUAAUGUAAACACAGGCGUGUUUGUUUCGUUGAAUGGGAUUUCAAGAAUUCGAAACUCA